Toxotes jaculatrix (banded archerfish) is the source of this 2715-nucleotide messenger RNA. It is a transcript of the gene p2ry1, whose product is annotated as purinergic receptor P2Y1. Gene Ontology annotation, biological process: relaxation of muscle; platelet activation; phospholipase C-activating G protein-coupled receptor signaling pathway. The transcript is spliced from 2 exons. Gene Ontology annotation, cellular component: plasma membrane. Gene Ontology annotation, molecular function: G protein-coupled ATP receptor activity; G protein-coupled ADP receptor activity; ATP binding. NCBI's taxonomy places the organism in Eukaryota, Metazoa, Chordata, Actinopteri, Toxotidae. The record is from RefSeq and is a predicted model, not a curated record. Bases 300 to 1361 code for a protein of 353 amino acids.
UCAUGCCAGAGCCUGCAGCUGUCUCUGCUGCGUCCCGCUGCCGCUGUUGAGGGAAAUCGUCGCCUCUCAUGACGAACCGACGCCAGACUUUUUCCCCGUGAAGAGUCCGCGCAAAACCUAAGGAUAUCGCAACUUUUACAACAAUUUCCAACACUAUAAGGAGACUGAAUGGAGACACCUGACAGCUCGUAACGCCUCAUCCGCGUGUUGACUGAAAUCUUUGAAAACUGUGAAGGCUAUAGGAAUGUGGAACACAAGUCUAUCUCAACGUAAAACGACCUGCCUUUGCCCCUGACACCAUGACCACAGACUUGAACUUGACCUCCCUGCUGAAUGUCACAGAUCUCCACAAUCACACAAGAGGAUGUUCCCUCACCAAGACAGGCUUCCAGUUCUACUACCUGCCCACUGUUUACAUCAUGGUCUUCAUCACGGGGCUGGUGGGCAACAGCCUGGCCAUUUGGAUGUUUGUGUGCCACAUGAGACCGUGGAGCAGCAUCUCUGUCUACAUGUUCAACCUGGCUCUGGCUGAUUUCUGCUACGUCCUCUCUCUGCCCUUUCUCAUCUUCUACUACUUCAACAAAACAGACUGGAUAUUCGGGGAUGUUCUGUGCCGACUGCAGCGUUUUAUAUUCCAUGUGAAUCUUUACGGGAGUAUUCUGUUUCUGACCUGCAUCAGUGUUCACAGGUACACCGGGGUGGUGCACCCGCUCAAGUCUCUGGGUCGACUGAAGAAGAAAAAUGCGGUUAUUACCAGCACGUUGGUGUGGGUUGUGGUUGUUAUAGGUAUCUCCCCCAUCCUUUAUUAUUCCAGGACCGGCUUGAAGCGUAAUGCAACCAUUUGUUAUGACACCACCACUGAGGAUGAGUUACCAGGUUAUUUCAUCUACAGCAUGACUUUGACUGUGUUUGGGUUCUGCAUUCCUUUUAUUAUCAUAUUUUGUUGCUAUGGCAUGAUUGUCAAAGCGUUAAUCUACAACGAUAUGAACAACGCGCCCCUGCGACAGAAAUCGAUCCACCUGGUGAUCAUCGUGCUCGCAGUCUUCGCCGUCUCCUAUCUGCCUUUCCAUGUGAUGAAGAACCUCAACAUGAGAGCCAGGCUGUACUUCCAGAGCCCCGAUAUGUGUGAGUUUAAUAACCGCGUCUACGCCACCUACCAGGUGACACGGGGGCUGGCCAGCCUGAACAGCUGUGUGGAUCCUAUUCUUUACUUCUUGGCUGGAGAUACCUUCAGGAGGAAGCUGUCCCGGGCCACUAAAAAGCCCUCCAGGAAGGGGGACAAUGUACUUCAGUCCAAGAGUGAGGAGACAGCACUCAACAGCCUGGCUGAAUAUGUGGAGAAUGGAGAUCGGAGGCUGUGACAGGGCACCUCUGUGCGCCUAGUCCUGAGUGUGGAUCUCUCUAUUCGCUUUAGAAACCACAAUGGACUUGGUAUUGAAUAAAUAAAUGCACUGUUUGGACAGAAAGCUGUAUGUAGAAUUUAUUGGAUGAUGGUUUGUAGAACUGUAGGAUAAAUACUCCAUUUAACCCUGUGAUAACCAUCGCUUGCUUGCAGCCUGUCGAUGUUGAUAAGCUAUUGUACUGUAUUGUCCUGUACAUGUAUUGUACUCUAAAUGUAAGAGCCAUCACUCUUCAUUCUUAUCGAAUAGUUAGUGUUGCUUACACUUGGAACAUUAUGAUCAGGCAAGCUGAAAUGUGUAUCCCGACAGGCAGUAAUGCCCUGUUCAUCAAUUUGUAGAGGAAAAAUUGGACUGAGAGAGGAUAGCACCUUCUCUACCCACCAAGCUGAUGCUUAAUCAAUAGCUAUAAAGCGGGUGGAAAUGGUUAAGGAAAUGUACCUGGGAUGGCUUUUAGAGGAAAAAAUUAAAUGCACUGAACCUGAGAUUGCUGCAUGGAUGUGCCAUGCAGACAUUAUAAUGCACUAUGACCGGGGGACUCUCUGCUCAGAGGGCUACCUAUCACUCCUCAUUUCUUCCUCCAUCUAUUACUGACUGGGCAAGAAAUGUGGUUGCCUAGUUCUUCAUUUUGACAGGUCUGAGGUUAAGGUCUGCUACAGCUCUGUUACCACAGUCUUUCUCUCCUUGUUAACCUGUUCCCUACAAACACAACUAUAAAAUAAUACAGUAUUUUUGUGUAUAUGAUAUUACAGUGAAUGUUGUUUUUUUUUUUUUCGAGGUGUACUGUACAGGAUGUUGUGACGUUCCAGAUGAGUUUGUGUUGUUAACCGUUUUGUUCAAGUCAGUAUCACUAAUCCAGACCGUUAGUGCAUGAGUCCAGUAUCAAAUCCCAUCCGUGAAACACUGACUAACCACAGCAGGUUCUAACUACUCAACUGUGUAUUGGAUCAUAGGCAAUAGUAGCAUAUAAAUGAGCAGAACAAACACACACACUGAAUCACCUGCUUUGUGACUCCAUCAAUAUUGAAGACUUUUUUUGUAUGAGAUACCUCAAAGUAAAUAAUGCACUGUGUUUGUGUUUUGGCAGAUAAUCAUUGUUCAUCAUUGUUUUGUAUCUGUUGUAGUCAUUCUGGAGAAACGGUUGUAGAGCUCUCUCAGUAUAUAUUUUACCCUGGACUACAUAGAUGUUUAAUGUCUCUACUAAUACAUUUGUAAAUCUGUAAUGUGGUCAGCUAUUGUCAAGAAAGGAUGUGAAUCACCUGCACAGGAUAUUUGGGGCCACGUGUAUCUUUGUCAAUAAAUUUUUAUAUUUAAAACA